Linum trigynum is the source of this 3475-nucleotide messenger RNA. Lineage: Eukaryota; Viridiplantae; Streptophyta; Magnoliopsida; Malpighiales; Linaceae. The record is from the annotation of a GenBank genome assembly.
CUUUCUUGCAUAAUAUAUUACUAAAUUGUUUAUGUGUGUUUGUUGGCCACCUCAUGAUAAAAAUAUUGAAGAAGAAAGGCUUGAUAGAAGCCAUCAUCGUCCAAAUGAGUCUCAACCACAUGUGGCGCAAGCAGAAGUUGAAAUUACUCUAAAUCCGUGUUUCAUAUUUCUAUUAUUUCAAUUUUAUUUGCAGACAUUAUUUGUUAUUUAGUUUUGAUUGAAUGAAAAUAAAUGUUCUCUAUUUAAGUUUCCUUUUGGGUUGUACAAAAUAAUCUUCACGAAAAAUGAAGGACGAGAGGAGUUUGUAGUACAUCACAAUAACCAAAUCUAACUCACAAUCAACCCUCCAACAAAUCCCUCCCUUUUUUCUGGAAAAUAAAAAACUCAACCAUAACCAAGUUGUGCAAGACAUCCCUUUAAGAAUGUCAGUUGAUCUUUUUUGAGAGGGAGAAAAAAGAGAGGGUUGUAAAUGGUUAUUUUGGUGAGAAACCGUGGUUAAAAAGAAUCCUUACCGCCCCUAACAUUUUUCUAAAAAGAGUAAAUAGAGAGAAGUCUCUUCCAAAAAAAUCUUAUUUGCUAAAAAGAAGAAGAAAAGGAGCAUUCCAUCUUUCCCAAAUACUUCUGUCUUUCUUUCGCCUUGAUUUCCCAUUACUCGCGGGGUCUCAAGAGACCCUGCCCUCUUCUCCCCCAUCAUUCUCAUCCUUUCCAAUUCUCUCUCUUCCUCUCUAAUCUUCUUUCUCUCUCUUCCAUUUCUUCACACCUUGUUUUUUUUUUUCAUUCUGUUCUUUGGUGUGGUUGGUUUGUAGCAGAGCCCUCCUAUGCUUUUGGCCAAUGUAAACUUCAUAAGGGAAAGAAAGAAAUUGACAAACAAAUAUUUUUGUUGUGUUUGUGGGUCCUGGUCGGAGACAAUCACCCGCCUCUAUUUACAUAAUAAUAAUAAUAACAAUAACUAUUAUUAUUGAGUAUUAUAACCAAGAGGAGCCUCAAAAGAUUGGUGUUUCCCUUUGAUCAUAAAGGGCAUCAUAAUCAGAUGAUGAAUUGUUUCCCUUGUUUCCAGUCUCAGAAGAGUAGGAAAUCUGCAAGCAAAAGGGACAUUGCCUCGCCUCCUUCAGAACCUGUUGAGGCUGAGCCAAAGAAACAAAAACCCGGAGAUGAGGAAGGACCACCCAAUGGUGGUGUGGCACAAACAUUCACCUUCCGCGAGCUUGCCACCGCCACUAAGAACUUUCGACAAGAAUGCCUCUUGGGCGAAGGUGGGUUCGGACGAGUUUAUAAGGGCACACUUGCUUCCAAUGGCCAGGUGGUUGCUGUGAAGCAACUUGACAAGCAUUCUCAAGGAAGCAAAGACUUUGUGACGGAGGUGAACACCAUUAGUGUCCUGAAGCAUCAGAACCUAGUUCAAUUGAUAGGAUAUUGCGCCGAUGGAGAUCAAAGGCUCUUGGUGUUUGAAUAUAUACCUAAUGGCUCCCUUGAAACUCACCUCCUUGAGAUGACGCCAGAGAAAAAGCCAAUGGAUUGGAUUACAAGACUAAAGAUAGCAUAUGGAACUGCAGAAGGUCUAUCCUACUUGCAUCUCCAAGCGAAUCCUCCUGUUAUCUAUAGAGACUUGAAGCCUUCCAACAUUUUGUUGGAUGAUGAUUUCAACCCUAAACUCUCAGAUUUUGCAUCGGUGAGCUUUGGCCCUGAUGGAGAUAGUAAGUUCCCAAUUCAAUCCAGGGCAAUGGGCACCUAUGGCUAUUCUGCUCCUGAAUACUCUGGGGUCGGCCAACUCACCUCCAAAUCUGAUGUCUAUAGCUUUGGAGUCAUUCUGUUAGAGCUCAUCACUGGGCGUAGAGCCAUUGAUACCACCAGAUCAAAUGACGAGCAAAACCUUGUUCAAUGGGCCCAACCGAUAUUUAGAGACCCAAAGAGAUUUCCGGACAUGGCAGACCCGUUGUUGAGGAAGCAAUUCCCAGAGAAAGAUUUGAACCAAGCCGUCGCAAUUGCAGCCAUGUGCCUCCAGGAGGAGCCUGGAGCGCGUCCUCUGAUGAGCGAUGUGGUUAUGACUCUAAGUUUCCUUUCCACAAAUCCAUCAGACAUUCCUCCACCAUCGACUCCUCCUCCUCCUCCAGUGGAAGAGAAAUCGAGCAGGGAAAGCUCCGACGACGACGACAGCGGAAGCGAUUACGACGAUGAUGAGUACCACCAAGGCUCGAAAAGACACAGCGGACGAGAUGAAUCCGAGGAAGAUGACGAAGAAGAGGAAUACAGGAGUUCCGAUUUUAGCGACGCUAGCAGUUACGAUGACGAGGAAGGAGAUCAACAUGUCGUCGGCUCGACCGAUGGGGAUGGGGAAGGUACGGAGAUUGACGGCGGGUCUUUGGAUGGCGGCGGGUUUUCACGGCGGAAGUAUAGUAAAAAAAUUAAGGACAAAGGGUCGGUGAGCAGCCGAAAAGGCGGUAAAAAAGUGAAAGGGAAACACAAAGGGUCGGCGAGCGGUCGAGGCGGUGAAAAUUCUUGAUUGACCCAUCAAGCAACACUAGCUCAAAUAACCAACAUAGAAUCAGCAUGAGAUCAAAGAGAGAGCGGAAAGCAUCAGAGGACAAGAGAGCCCCAAUGCAAUUGUCAUAACGUGGAAGGGGGGGAUAUAUGAUUUAUUUGAUCAAUUAAGUUAGGUUUUAACUUAAUUAAUUAUUUUCAAAACCAAACAACCAUCUUUAGCGUCUCUUCUCUCUCUACUGGAGAAAUGAAGAAAGUAAAAAAAAUGAUAUUUAUGUUGAUAAGAUGAUUUGUUGGAUUGGGUGAAGAGGGGAAAAAUGAGGGAAAAACUGAAUAUGAGAAUGAAGGAGAAAAAGAAAAAUGGCCGGUAGGGGAAGCAUAAAAUGGAAUGGAAGGCUUUCGUAUUAAAUUUUUAUGUAGUUUAAAUUUCCAUUUCCUUGUACUAUCCACAAUUUUCUUUGAUCAUGCCCACUUAACCUUGUUCGAUUUCAUUUCUUCCAAAAUUUUAUUUCAAAUUCGAACCUGUUUAAGUAAAGACGAUAAAAGCCAAGUUAUUCCUCGUAACUUAAUUUUAGUCGGCGUGUGUUGGUUUGAAUUUUUAGUUAAUUGAUUAAGCACUAUAACUUUUCGAAUGACUACAGUACCUCGGUAUAGCUCAAACCUUUUCAGAGAAAAUUCUAACCAAAGAGUAGUUGAUGUUUUUCUUAGAGAAUCUCUAUUAAGUUACACUAUAUUAUGGAGAUUGUGUGUGACCUCCGUAUACUACAACUACUUUAACACUUAUGGACAAUACUUUAUGGAAAGAGAGCUCCAAAUAAUAAAUACAUAAACAAAGUGUAGAACUUGAAAAUGUGUCAUCAUUUAGGUGAUUGUACCAUCUCCACAAGUUGACUAAGGUUCAACCUGGCAAGUGCCAACAAAUACAUAAGGUCGAGAACUUGGGUAUGAAAACUUGAGCCAGAUGAGGAUAUCAUCCUAAUCAACGAGGAACUCUUUU